Molecule: messenger RNA, 3789 nt
Organism: Lathyrus sativus (Indian pea)
Lineage: Eukaryota; Viridiplantae; Streptophyta; Magnoliopsida; Fabales; Fabaceae
Source: the annotation of a GenBank genome assembly
AUGGGGUCAUUAAUGGGGACUGAGCUUAUGCGGAUAUGUGUUAAAGAAGAUAAUGAUGAUUUUCCAUCAGUUCCACCAGGUUUUGAGUCAUAUACAUCUUUCGCACUGAAGAGGGUGGAAGAGAAUGAGAAACAGAAUGAUAAAAAUCCGACCAGUUCUUCUACAAGUGCUUGUGAAUCACAGUCAACUCAGGUUGGAAAUGGUGUUCAAUUUAGUGAUACUGCUAAGGUUUCUAGAUCCCUUCGACGAAGACCAUGGAUUAACCAUGGAAAGUGUGAGAACGGUUCCGAUGAAGACUUUGAUUCUGAGCGGCAUGAUCAAAAUUUCUCCUCGACACCAUGUCUUCCUAAAGGAGUAGUUAGAGGAUGUCCAGAUUGCCGUAAUUGCCAAAAGGUCAUUGCCAGAUGGAAACCAGAAGAUGCUCAUAAGCCAAAUCUCGAGGAUGCUCCUGUUUUCUACCCCACUGAAGAGGAAUUUCAAGAUACUUUGAAAUACAUAUCAAGUAUUCGCUCAAGAGCUGAACAAUAUGGAAUUUGUCGUAUUGUUCCCCCGCGUUCAUGGAAACCCCCUUGUCCUCUCAAGGAAAAAAAUAUAUGGGAGGGUUCUAAAUUUGCUACCCGUGUUCAGAGAAUCGACAAACUUCAGAAUCGUAAUUCAGGGGCAAAGAAGUCAAGGAUUCAAAAUAAUUUGAAAAGGAAGAGGAGAUGCACGAGAAUGGGAGUGGAUAUUGGAACUGGAACAGAGCCUAAUGCAGUAUUUUGUGAAGCUGAAAGGUUUGGGUUUGAACCUGGCCCAGAGUUUACCUUGGAAACAUUUAAGAGAUAUGCAGACGAGUUUAAGGCCAAAUACUUCAGAAAUGAUAAUUUAUCUCAUCCAAGCACUAAUACAACAAUUUUAAAUGGUAUCUCAGAUCCUUCUGUGGAGAAUAUUGAGGGUGAAUACUGGCGGAUGGUCGAGAGUCCUACUGAAGAAAUUGAGGUGCUUUAUGGAGCUGAUCUGGAAACUGGGAUUUUUGGGAGUGGUUUUCCCAGCAAGUCUAAUCAAGUUUCUGUUUCAUAUGAUCAAUACAUAAAAUCUGGCUGGAAUUUAAAUAACUUUGCGAGGUUACCUGGAUCUCUGCUCUCUUAUGAAACCAGUGAUAUAUCUGGUGUUGUAGUGCCAUGGUUGUAUAUAGGAAUGUGCUUUUCCUCAUUUUGUUGGCAUGUGGAAGAUCACCAUCUAUAUUCAUUGAAUUAUAUGCAUUGGGGUGCUCCAAAAAUGUGGUAUGGUGUCCCUGCAAAAGAUGCAUGCAAAUUGGAAGAGGUCAUGCGAAAGCAUUUACCUGAACUUUUUGAAGAACAACCUGACUUGCUUCAUAAGCUGGUCACACAACUCUCUCCUUCUAUUCUUAAGUCAAAAGGUGUGCCAGUUUAUAGGUGUGUCCAAAACCCUGGAGACUUUGUUUUGACAUUUCCUCGAGCCUACCACUCAGGGUUCAAUUGUGGCUUCAACUGUGCUGAGGCUGUUAAUGUAGCUCCUGUUGACUGGUUGCCCCAUGGACAUAUUGCUAUAGAGCUGUACCGGGAGCAGGGGCGCAAGACUUCCAUAUCUCAUGAUAAGCUAUUGCUUGGGGCUGCUAGGGAAGCAGUACGAGCCCAGUGGGAGCUUGCUUUGCUGAAGAAAAACACUUUGGAUAAUCUAAAAUGGCGAGAUGUUUGUGGAAAGGAUGGUCUUUUGGCAAAAGCGUUCAAGGCACGUGUUGAGAUGGAGCGAGUAAGAAGGGAAUUUCUUUGCAGUUCUUCAAAGGCAUUAAAAAUGGAGAGUAGUUUUGAUGCUGCAAGUGAAAGGGAAUGUAACAUCUGCUUUUUUGAUUUACACCUAUCUGCUGCUGCCUGUCAUUGUUCCUCAGAUAGAUAUGCUUGCUUGGAUCAUGCAAAGCAGUUUUGUUCAUGCUCUUGGAACUCCAAAUUUUUCCUCUUUCGUUAUGAUAUUAGUGAACUAAAUGUUCUUGUUGAGGCAUUGGAAGGAAAAUUAAGUGCAGUUUACAGAUGGGCAAAGUUACAUCUUGGGCUGGCACUAACUUCAUAUGUCUCAGUUGAUAAAAGAACAGUUGUUCAGGAAUUGAAAUCGCAUUCAUCCAACUCGUCGCAUUCUUCCGGGGUCAACAUGAAUAAAGAAGUGGCUUUGCAUCCAUCAAAUAAGUUUAUUGACAAUUCGCAAUUGACCGAUGCUCCAAUAGUGGAUCGAGCAACUUCAGCAAAUAGCAAGGAUCAGAGCUAUCUUAAACAGGCGAAAUCAGCAGAAAUUGUAUCUCCUUUGAGUCACACAAAGGAACUAUCAAUAUUUAAUAGCUCUAAACCUACAUGUGAAAUAGCUAAUCGUAAAAUCUGUGUUAUUCAAGAAGAAUCUGUUAUUUGCAAAUCAAAGCCGAAUGCUCCUGUAUGUCAAUUAAAUGUAGAGGAUUCUUCAUAUGCUUUAUCUCCGCCUUUAGCUCAACAUGAAGAUGAGAAAAGUUCACAUUGCAGACCCGAUGAUAUCAUACUUCUUAGUGAUGAUGAAGAUGAAGAAAUGAAGAUGCCAGAUUCAAAUAGAAGGAAGGAGGUUCCUCAAAUGCUUGCUGGUUCUAGAAAUAAAGCAAGCCCGUGUAGUGAUAUAGAAUAUAAAAGCUUGACCAUCCCUUUGACAGAUGCUUCUGUGGUGGGUGAGAAGGAGGCUAUUAUGCUGCCUCGUGAAGAUCCGGGUUCGUGUUCAACUCAGCUUUUGCAUAUGAAACAAGAACCUCAUGAACAGAGAGGACCAAAUCUACCUUCUACCCCAGUAGAUCUUUCUUUUCAUAUAGGUCUUACUAGGGCAGAAUCAGUAAGGAACGUUCCAGCUUCUUCAAGAGGGGAGGCUAGUGAUCAUGGUUUGGAAAGUUUGGAGGUUUGUCCUCUGAAACCACAACCUUCCGGCACUAUUAAGGCUAAGAGUGAGGAUAAUCAUGAGAAGUUAGGUGGUUGUUCCACUUCUAAUGUAGCAGAUAAUGCAAGAGCUAUUAAUGGAAACAUCUCGUGUGGUCCAAAUAAUUACCGUCAGAAAGGUCCUCGUAUUGCAAAGGUUGUACGUCGUAUCAACUGCAAUGUCGAGCCUUUGGAAUUUGGAAUUGUACUUUCUGGAAAGUCAUGGUGCAGCAGUCAGGCUAUUUUUCCAAAGGGAUUUAGAAGCCGUGUUCGAUAUAUAAAUGUCUUAGAUCCAUGCAGUACAUGUUACUAUCUUUCAGAAAUUCUUGAUGCUGGACGUGGGUCGCCUCUAUUUAUGGUUUCCUUGGAAAAUAGUCCAAAUGAGGUCUUCAUUCAUAUGUCAGCAACAAAAUGCUGGGAUCUGGUUAGAGAGAGAGUGAAUCUAGAGAUAGCAAAACAACAUAAGCUGGGAAAAAAAGGUCUUCCUCCUUUACAUCCUCCUGGAAGCCUUGAUGGCUUUGAAAUGUUUGGAUUUUCUUCACCAGCAAUAGUGCAGGCUAUUGAGGCACUAGAUCGAAGUCGAGUUUGUAAUGAAUACUGGGACUCUCGGCCAUUCUCUCGGCCUCAAGGGCAGCUUUUACAAGCUGGCCAGACCACUGUGAAUGGUGGAGGUGGGAACGAUCAGGGGGUGACCACAAAUCAGAACACACCCGUUGGAACCGUUGCAGCAGUAAAGAGACUAUUUAAAAAGGCGAAUGCUGAAGAAUUGAACUCUCUGUACAGCAUUCUUACUGACAGUAAGCCGGCAGCUGAACAGAUCCCAAUUAGGCAAAUUCUCUUUGAAGAAAUUCACAAAACCCAACCACCCUAG